AAGGAUAGAGGUAAAUUAACAUCUAUAAGAAGACAAGAGUAACGGGUUAAUGUGACUGAACCAUAGCUGAAGGGCUGUUAGUUCCAGGAGGGUCAUGGACUUAAAGAGAAGGAGAGAGGUUCUCCCCCGAGUGAGAUGGCUCUUCCUUGACGUGUGAGGAUGACUUGCCAUUGGUGAGCUGGCAGGGCAUCUUGUGACUCUUUUUGACCAAGAGAAGAGGAAGAAGUAGUGAAUGACAGACACAAAGCCACUGCGGUCUGGACUUUUUUUUUGUUUUUCCAGAGUUCCCAGCUGUGACAGUCCUGAACGACAACAAGAUUGGAAAACAACUACAUACCUAAAUAAAGUUAAGGGAGCAGAGCGUGCUGCCCGAGGAAAACUCAUUACCACAGCUUCUGUCAACUGCUUUCACUGAGUUAACAAAAAUUCAGUCAGUUGGGUUUGAAGACUUGUUUGAGACACGUAGGAGACGCUCAACUGGUUGUUGGAGUAGCGUCCACAGCUGUGGAGGAAAGCCGGCAUGGAUGGUGGGUUCUUUUUGCGCUCGGAGGCUAUGGGAGCCAUGCGGACAGUGAUGGUGUCUGCCGAGAACUUGCAGCUCAGUCUGAAGACUGAACCCAGUCAAGAAGAACAGGCCCUCACACAGAACAACAAGAGUCCAAAGGAGACAGACAAAAUCGGGAAUGAAGACCUUAAAGAGAUGUUGGAGAGCAACAAGGAGUCGCUCAAACUGGAGGCCAUGAAGAGGAUUGUUGGGCUCAUCGCCAAAGGGAAAAAUGCAUCGGAGCUGUUUCCAGCUGUUGUGAAGAACGUCGCGAACAAGAACAUAGAGCUUAAGAAACUCGUAUACGUCUACCUGGUGAGGUAUGCAGAGGAGCAGCAGGACCUGGCUUUGCUGUCCAUCAGCACCUUCCAGCGGGCCCUGAAGGACCCAAACCAGUUCAUCCGGGCCAGUGCGCUGAGGGUUUUGUCCAGUAUCCGUGUCCCCAUAAUUGUUCCCAUCAUGAUGCUGGCCAUCAAGGAAUCUGCAGCUGACCUUUCCCCGUAUGUCAGGAAGACCUCAGCCCAUGCUAUCCAGAAGCUCUAUAGCCUGGAUCCAGACCAGAAGGAGCAGUUGAUUGAAGUGAUCGAGAAACUGUUGAAAGAUAAAAGCACACUGGUGGCCGGCAGUGUGGUGAUGGCCUUCGAAGACGUUUGUCCCGAUCGCAUAGACCUGAUCCAUAAGAACUACAGGAAGCUUUGUAACCUGCUGGUGGAUGUGGAAGAGUGGGGCCAGGUGGUCAUCAUCUCUAUGCUGACCCGCUACGCCAGAACCCAGUUUGUCAGUCCCUGGAAGGAGGGCGCCAUGUUCGAUGAGAACAAUGACAAGGCUUUCUACGAAUCUGACUCUGAGGAGAAAAAAGACCCGACGGAGGACAAACCUUACAUCAUGGAUCCAGACCACAGACUGCUGCUCAGGAACACCAAACCUCUGCUGCAGAGCAGGAACACUGCUGUUGUGAUGUCCGUUGCUCAGCUUUACUGGCAUCUGGCCCCUAAACAUGAAGUUAGCGUCGUCACCAAGUCACUGGUUCGACUUCUAAGAAGCCACAGAGAAGUGCAGUACAUUGUUCUUCAGAACAUCGCCACCAUGUCCAUUCAGAGAAAGGGGAUGUUUGAGCCCUCCAUGAAGAGUUUCUAUGUCCGAUCUACAGAUGCCACACAUAUUAAGACAUUGAAGUUGGAGAUCCUGACCAACCUUGCCAAUGAAGCCAACAUCUCCACUAUUUUGAGGGAGUUCCAGACGUAUGUGAAGAGUCAGGACAAGGCGUUUGCAGCAGCCACCAUUCAGGCCAUUGGCAGGUGUGCCACCAACAUCUCUGAGGUGGCAGACACCUGCCUCAAUGGUCUGGUUCUGCUCCUUUCCAACAGAGAUGAGACCGUGGUGGCUGAGAGUGUGGUGGUCAUCAAGAAGUUGCUUCAGACUCAGCCCACCCAGCACAGCGAGAUCAUCAAACACAUGGCCAAGCUCUUCGACAACAUCACUGUCCCCAUGGCCCGAGCCAGCAUCCUGUGGCUGAUGGGAGAGUACUGCGAGAAGGUGCCAAAGAUCGCACCCGACGUUCUUCGUAAGAUGGCGAAGAGUUUCACUGUGGAGGAGGACAUUGUCAAGCUGCAGAUAGUCAACCUGGCAGCCAAACUCUACUUGACCAACUCUAAACAGACCAAGUUGCUGACCCAGUACAUCCUGAACCUUGGCAAAUACGACCAGAACUACGACAUCCGAGACCGAACGCGCUUCAUCAGGCAACUCAUAGUCCCCAGCGAGAAGAGCGGCGCCCUCAACAAAUAUGCACGACGCAUCCUUCUUGCCCCCAAACCUGCUCCGGUUCUUGAAUCUGCCUUCAAAGAUCGAGAUCGUUACCAACUGGGCACCCUCUCUCACAGUCUCAAUACUAAAGCCAGUGGAUACCAGGAGCUCCCGGACUGGCCGGCUGCGGCUCCUGACCAGUCUGUGAGGAACGUGGAGAUCAUUGAGCCAGUGAAAGAAUGGGCACCAUCAGUUGGGAAGGCCAAAAAACCCAAAUCUGGUGACAAGUUCUACUCGGAUGAAGAAGAUGAGAAAGAAGAGGAAGGGUCUGAUAGCAGUGGCAGUGAGGACAGCAGCAGCAGCAGCAGCAGUGAAGAGUCUGGCAGUGAGAGUGAGGAGGAAAGCAGUGAAACAUCAGAAAAGACCUCCAGUGAUUCUGGAAAGAGUUCAACUGGAUCAGAGGGGAGCUCCAGUGACUCGGUACAAAACAAGAAGAAAAAGAAGACCAAGAAGGUGGUGAAGAAGAAGAGCAAGCCAGCUGCUGCCGACAGUGAUUCGGAUGAGAAUGGCAACGGACCUGUAGCCAGUUCGAGCAGCUCGUCGGCCGAAAGCUCCUCCGUCUCAGAAACAGACUCUGAAGGCGACUCUGAUUCCGACUCCCCCGCGGCGCAAAAGAAGAAGAAUAACGAGAAGUCCAAACCCAAGGUGGAAGUGAAGUCCAAGAAGGAAGUCUCACUGUUGGAUCUAGACGACUUUUCAGUUUCUCCAGCACCUCAGAGCAACACCCCAAAGUCUGCAGUCCUGUCCUCGAGCCUGCUGUCAGACCUCGAAGGCCUGUCUCUCUCCAACGUCUCCCCCACCAUACAGGUCACCACUCCAUCCUUUGGCCCCAUGAUAACCCACGAGCUGCUUCACCACAUGACGGGAAAAGGCCUCUCGGCCAAGUAUCACUUCCCGAGGCAGCCGUGCUUGUACCAGCCCAGUAUGGUGGCGGUGCAGGUCAUACUGACCAACAGCUCGGAUCACGCCUUGGAGGAGAUCCACGUUGGCGAGCGAAACCCUGCAAGCCUAAACAUCCACUGCUUUAACACCAUCGAGCGGCUGGAGCCAGAGGCCUCAGUGACAGUUUCCAUGGGUAUUGACUUCAGCGACUCGACACAAGCAGCCAACUUCCAGUUGUGCACCAAGGAGGACGGGUUCAGUGUGUCCAUCCAGCCGGCCGUAGGAGAGCUGUUGAUGCCCAGUACCAUGACAGAACAGGACUUCUGCAAGGAGCAAGGUAAGCUCCUGGGUAUGAAUGAGAUCUCGAAAACCAUCACCAUGGCAACAGCAAACACCUCCAGCCAGGCCAUCAGCAAGCAGGUCCUGUCUGUGGCCAAUUUAGGGGUGGUUUCAUCGAGCCAGAGCAACUUCCACAGGUUUGCCGGGCGGACGGUCAGCAGUGGAGAUCUGGUCCUGGUGUCGCUGGAGGUGAAGGAGUCUUGCUCUGCUCUGCUCACCAUCAACACAGAAAAGAGCGUCAUGGCGUCCAUGUUGCUCCGAGACCUGAAACAAGCGCUGGCCCAGGCGUAGAGUGCCAGCACAGAAUAUGUGAGAAGGAGAACGCCGUUGGCCACACUGCACACAGAUCCACAGGCCAGAUUUCAGCCCACGUUUAAUGUCUUCACAAAUGGAGAUCCUUCUCUGAGACGCUUCAAGCCUCAGCUUCUCACUUUGUGUUGACGUUAUUUGCCAAGAAGAAGCAGUGCCAUUUCAAUCCCAGUGACACUCUUGUCAGAAAUGUGCAAAGCUUUAGAGUCUUUAGUCGCGCCAAACUAGUCUCUGUGCCUGAUUUACUUUACAAUUUCAACCUUUAAACUUCCCCAGAAUCAUAUUUUGUGAAAGUGCCUUCUACGUGAAAAUAAUGUUAGAAUACAAAAAACAUAUACAUUAGACUAUAAUCAGGUCUUUUUUUUUUUAUCUGUGUUACUGUUGCUGAAUAAUAAAAAAGUGAAAUUAAUAAUCGUCUGCUUAAAUCUACGCCUGCUUAAAUCUACAAUAUUUGAAUCACAUUAAACGGCCUUUUCUAUUGCAAACUGAGGUUUGUAGGACACUGAAGUUACACAGUAACACUUGUUUAUUAACGGAUACAAAGCGGCAGUUGAGGAACAACUCCUGCGUGCCGUGGGUUGGUCAAGACCCUGGUCAAGAUGGGGCCGGACUAGACGGCCAUUGGCCCAAAAGUGGGGGAAAAACAACAACAACUGUUCUGUAGUGGGUGGACAAUAUGACCUUAAAAUUAUAUCAUGAUGAUAUUUCACUGAAUUUCAAAGUAAAAGUGCUUGUUUUGACAUGGAACUGUGUAUUGUCCCACAAUAAUACCAUUUUUAUAAUCAAAUCAACUCAAUAAUAAUGUGCACAACUGUUAAAACACCCAACAACCUCAAAUGGUUCACUGUUCAAAAGGAAGAGGAGGUCACGUUUUCAUUAUAACAAGACAUUAAUUGGGGGGGCCACAUGUGGCCCACGGGCCACCAGUUUGACACCUCUGCUGUAUAUUAUUCCUCCACUAUACAUUUCAUUGUUGCUUUCAAACCAAAUGGGAGCAGUGUCAGCGGCUCAUGGUCCAGAUUAGUUCCUGUGUGGUUAAAUGAGGGUUUUCAUAGUGUGCAACAAAUCCAAAGUAAACAUAAUAAAAUAAUAUACAGUACAAGUAAAACAUGUUCUACAAAUCAAUUUCCCCCAUUUGAAGAGAAGCAAAUAAACUGCUCAUGUCUGAAUAAACCACAAAUAAUAUA
This is a messenger RNA of Solea solea (common sole), 5067 nucleotides long. It is a transcript of the gene ap3b1a, whose product is annotated as adaptor related protein complex 3 subunit beta 1a. The transcript has 27 exons. Gene Ontology annotation, cellular component: clathrin adaptor complex; membrane coat; AP-3 adaptor complex. Lineage: Eukaryota; Metazoa; Chordata; Actinopteri; Pleuronectiformes; Soleidae. Gene Ontology annotation, biological process: vesicle-mediated transport; intracellular protein transport; anterograde synaptic vesicle transport. The record is from RefSeq and is a predicted model, not a curated record. The coding region runs from base 521 to 3862 and encodes 1113 amino acids.